Seriola aureovittata is the source of this 2790-nucleotide messenger RNA. RefSeq names its product 5-hydroxytryptamine (serotonin) receptor 3A (gene htr3a). Gene Ontology annotation, molecular function: neurotransmitter receptor activity; transmembrane signaling receptor activity; extracellular ligand-gated monoatomic ion channel activity. The record is from RefSeq and is a predicted model, not a curated record. Gene Ontology annotation, biological process: monoatomic ion transmembrane transport; chemical synaptic transmission; signal transduction. Gene Ontology annotation, cellular component: synapse; postsynaptic membrane; neuron projection. Lineage: Eukaryota; Metazoa; Chordata; Actinopteri; Carangiformes; Carangidae. The transcript is spliced from 9 exons. The coding region runs from base 108 to 1577 and encodes 489 amino acids.
UGGCGGAUGGCUAUGGAGUAUAACGGUGUCAGGCCUUUCAUCAGAGCAGCAGCAGCAGGAGGAGGAAGAGGAGGAAGAGGAGGAAAACACACAGGUGAACUGGCGCCAUGAGACUCUCACCAGCCUGGACGACUCUUGUUUUCCUUCUGAUUCAAGGAGCAUCAAAUGCGUGCACAGUUAAGAAACUGGGCAGCAGCACGGGAAGAUUCGCCAACGCCACCUUGGUGCGCCUGUCGGACUUCCUGAGUGCGGGGUACAAGAAAGGAGUGAGACCGGUGAAAGACUGGAGGACGUCCACCAUAGUGGCCAUAGACCUCAUGGUUUACUCUAUCCUCAGCGUGGAUGAGAAGAACCAGGUUUUGACGACAUACGUGUGGUACAGACAAUCGUGGACGGAUGAAUUCCUGGUCUGGAACCCGGAAGACUUUGAUGAAGUCAAACAGGUUUCCAUUCCCACUGCCAACGUGUGGGUGCCGGACAUCCUCAUCAACGAGUUUGUGGAUGUGGGCAAGUCUCCGGACAUCCCUUAUGUCUACGUGACACACGACGGGCUGGUGCGCAACUAUAAGCCCAUCCAGGUUGUCACAGCCUGCACCCUCAACAUCUACAACUUCCCCUUCGAUGUGCAGAAAUGUAGCCUCACCUUCCAGAGCUGGCUCCACACCAUUGAUGACAUCAACAUCACCCUGAUGCGAAGCCCCGAGGAGCUCAGGGAGGACAAGAGCGUCUUCAUGAACCAGGGAGAGUGGGAGCUGCUCCACGUGCUGUCCAACUACAAGAGCUUCAGCGUGGACGACGACGACUACUACGCCGAGAUGAAGUUCCACGUGGUGAUCCGUCGGCGGCCGCUGUUCUACACUGUGAACCUGCUGCUGCCCAGUAUCUUCCUGAUGGUGAUGGACAUCGUUGGUUUCUAUCUGCCACCAGACAGCGGAGAGAGGGUUUCCUUCAAGAUCACUCUGCUGCUGGGAUACUCCGUCUUCCUCAUCAUUGUUUCUGACACUCUGCCCGCCACGGCCAUAGGAACGCCGCUGAUAGGUGUGUACUUCGUGGUUUGCAUGGCCCUCCUGGUGAUCAGUCUGACGGAGACCGUGCUGAUUGUGCGUCUGGUCCACAAGCAGGACCUGCAGCCCCCCGUCCCCCACUGGGUAAAGUACCUGGUGCUGGAGAGAGCGCCGGUCCUCUUCUGCAUCCACAAGAAGCACCGCCUCUGCUCCAGACUGUCGUCCGAGGCGUCCGACCUGGAGCACUACAAGGAAAACAGCUAUGGGACUGCCCAGUGCACCCUCCACCACACCUGCGAGAUCGGCCAACGGCACGACAGAGAAGCCGGGCUGCUCGGACUCGGCCUGCCCCCCUCCAGGGACCCCACGCCGCCCGUCAUGGACAACAUCCUGCAUGAGGUGACAGCGAUACGCCACUUCCUGGAGAAGAGGGACAGGUGCCGGGAGGUCGCCAAGGAGUGGCUGCAGGUCGGCUACGUGCUGGACGUGCUGCUCUUCAGAGUCUACUUGGUUGCCAUGGUGGCCUACAGCAUCACCCUGGGCACGCUGUGGUCAGUGUGGCAGGUCGCCUGAGUCCUCACGCUGUGCUGAUCAUGUGGACACAAGCUCAGCAGGUAGAGCGUGGAAGUUAAGAGGCCAGACUUAGUAGCUCCAUGCCCCGUGCAGCUCAGUGGAUACAGGGAGGCACACGUAAAGUAAUGCAGCAGGGGAGGUGGUUCCUGUAAUUGGGGCAUUUGUACAUUCAAAGGUUAAGUGACCAAUUGGGUUUGUUAUCAUCAUUUAGCUUUGAUCAGAGAGUUUGAGUUCCGCGAGGGAAAUCUGAGAUGCUCUUCAGGACCGGACCAAGGCAGCCCGACACACACACACACACACACACACACACACACACUUAUAAACACCGUGUUAAUGUAUUAUUCAUAAAAGAAAACAAUAACAACAAACAUGAAACACCAGUGUCUGUUCAGGACACUUUCCUUUUUCAUAUUAAGUACUAAUAACAGCAGCAGAGAAGAAACACACUCCACUUGUUUCAGGCUCAGGAGCUCAGGUGUUUCUGACUCCAGCGUCCCUCCAUCUGAACACGAUAAUAUCUGUCUGUAAAAACCUCCUUUGGUCAAACCUGUCAAACCUGUGCAGCUCUGAAGAUACAGGAAACAGUUAAACUUGUUACUGAGAGAGAGGCCGGUGAGCAGUGUGAUAUCUGUUAACUAUUUAAAAUAUCUAUUAACAGUACAUGGAUUAAUACAUAAGGACUUAAUUGCAGCGAGGUAAUUACUACAUAAUGAGCUGUUUUGCACUUCAUGUAAAUUAAAGAAAACAUUGGAUUUUAUGCCCCUGUGCGUUGAAUGUGGGAUUUAUUGAUAUUCACAUAGAUAAUUAAAGAGAUUAAUUUUGUUUAUUUUCACGUCCUGGUAAAUCAGAAGUCUGUAUAUAAAAUGGUGGAAACUUGUAAAGCUUCAAACUAUAAUUAUCUUUAAAAUAUAGGCCAAUAUUUAACUUUAAUGUGUCACCUCCUUAUAAUAAAAUCUGUAUUAAAAUGUUGAAUAUCAUUUUUGUAACUCAGCGUGGAAAAGUUUCUCUAUACAGCAACAUAUUUAAUAGUUUUUAAUCUAAUGUUAUUAUAUAUAAUAUAUACUGUAUAUAUAAUGUAAGUGUGUUGCCGUGAGGAGAUGAAAUGUAAUUCUUCAUAACGAAAGAAAAAACUUCAUAUAUAAUCAUGUUUCAAUAAAUGUGUUUCAUCCUGACCAGUUAAUGUUUUCAGUGACUAAAUAAAUCAUUGACCAUC